AUGGGCUUUUUCACAGAAGGAGAUGCGCCCAUUGCCUGGCGGGGCCCCAUGGCGACCAAGGCGCUGGACAAGAUGCUGAUCGGGACGGCGUGGGGGCAGCUGGACGUGUUAGUCAUCGACAUGCCGCCAGGCACCGGCGACGCCCAGAUCACCCUGGGGCAGCGCCUGCCGCUGUCUGGGGCCGUUGUCGUCUCGACGCCGCAGGAUGUAGCCCUGCUGGACGCCAGGCGCGGCGCCCAGAUGUUCCGCGCGGUGCGGGUGCCGCUGCUGGGGCUGGUGGACAACAUGGCGGCGUUCUGCUGCCCCAAGUGCGGCCACGAGGAGGCGAUAUUCGGUGCGGGCGGAGUGCAGCGGGCGGCGGAGGACCUGGGACUGGAGGUGCUGGGGCAGGUCCCGCUUGAGGUGGCUGUGAGAGUGCAGUCUGACGAGGGCGUGCCUGUCGUGGUGGCCAACCCAGACGCCCCCAGCUCAAAAGCGUACGUCAGAAUCGCGACGCGCGUGUGGGAGAAGCUGCGCACGUCGGAAUCGGGAGGCGGCCCGGCGGCGGCGAGAGGGGGGCCGACCAUCUCUGUGAGCGAGUAG
Molecule: messenger RNA, 582 nt
Organism: Monoraphidium neglectum
Lineage: Eukaryota; Viridiplantae; Chlorophyta; Chlorophyceae; Sphaeropleales; Selenastraceae
Product: Nucleotide-binding protein
Exons: 5
Coding region: 1-582 (193 amino acids)
Biological process (GO): iron-sulfur cluster assembly; mitochondrial respiratory chain complex I assembly
Cellular component (GO): mitochondrion
Molecular function (GO): 4 iron, 4 sulfur cluster binding; ATP binding; ATP-dependent FeS chaperone activity
Source: RefSeq, a predicted model, not a curated record